Molecule: messenger RNA, 990 nt
Organism: Lytechinus pictus (painted urchin)
Lineage: Eukaryota; Metazoa; Echinodermata; Echinoidea; Temnopleuroida; Toxopneustidae
Product: sugar transporter SWEET1-like
Exons: 5
Coding region: 1-567 (188 amino acids)
Biological process (GO): carbohydrate transport
Cellular component (GO): membrane
Molecular function (GO): sugar transmembrane transporter activity
Source: RefSeq, a predicted model, not a curated record
AUGUGGGGAACCUACGGGUUUUUAUGCGCUGAUAAGGCCAUCAUCAUCGUCAAUGUGGUCGGUUUUGCUGUUCAACUCUCCUACAUCUGUAUCUAUAUACGCUUUACACAAAACAAGCUUCGCCCCGUCCAACAAACCAUAGCCGGAAUAGCCUUUCUUGUUGCACUUUACAUUUACAUCUCCCAGUUCGUCCCAACACGUGCCUCGGCCCUCAAACAAGUCGGUCUCGUCGCCAGCAUAGUAACCAUUCUGAUGUUCGUUGCUCCCGUUUGUGACAUGGUGCAUUGCAUACGAGCUAAAUCAGCCAAGACAAUCUCGGCCUCCCUCAGCAUCGCCACCCUCAUCUCUUCGUCCCUUUGGUUAUCAUACGGUAUUCUUCUUCAUGACACAUUUAUAUCACUACCUAACAUACCGGGCGUACUCAGUAGCAUUUCAAGGUUGAUAAUCCUCUGGAAGUUCAACGGACGUGAUGACGACCACGAAUAUUUUUACAUCUCAACGUCGUCGUCAUAUCUAUCAUCAUCAUCGUCAUCCUCACCGUCAUCCUCAGCACAUUCUUUAGUGUGACAGUACAUUACGAGAUGUAUUUAUCUUCGAGACAUUUCCGCGAUCCACGCCUCGCUACGCCUGUCAACACGCGUCUAAUAUGGAUCUCUCUACCUUGUCACACACAUUGCGAAAGAUGAUCAACGAAUUCCUUGAAAAUAAGUUGAAAAUGAAUCAUGGACGAUGAUAUUAUCCUAUAUAUUUUGUCUCCUUUUUGUCAUGUUUAUUAUAUCAUCCGCACAUGAAUUGCGAUAUUCUGCGUACAUGGAAUUAUGGGAUUACGAAAUAAAAAGAUUAUUAUUUAAGAAAUAAAUUAAUUUUUUAAACAGAAAUUUUGUGUUACCUGUUCAGCUCACUCCGUUUCUCCUUUUGUUGUACGUUAUGUGGGUGAUACGUUCGGAACUUCGAAAAUGAGUGUAAUAAAUCUCAGAGAAUAUGGACAGA